AGGGCCGCGAGCCCUGGCGGCUUCAGCGCGGGCGCCGGCGUCCCCAUCUGUGAAGCGGGUGCGAAAGACCCUCCCUUGAUGGGGACGAAGUAGGCGACGUGCGCCGGCCCCGGAGCGGUCUGGCCGGGAAGCCGCGCGCUGCGAGGUCGCCCUAUCCGUCCCUGGGUCUCCGGGGUCGGUGCGAGGCCCGCUUGCCCUGGUUCUCGCUUUCGCUCUCCAGGCGGCCCACACAGGGUCUUUCUGAACCCUGUUGGGAUCUUAGGCGCCCUUGAGAAUCCUAAGAAAGCGCAGUGACAAAUAAUGGUCAGACCUGUUCAGGCGUAGGAUAUACUUAAUGGCUGCGUUUAAAAUACCAUUAUCCCUGGUUGGUAAUGUUCACCGCUCCCGACCGUACGAUGCCUGUAGCACGUCUGACAUUCCUCCGAGAGCCUGGAAAGGAAUAACGAAGCCUUUAAAAAUCCAUUGAGGAAGCUUUCAUCGACCUCCUUCCUAUUAAAUGAACAGCUGGGGAAACUGAAACUCGAAGCGGUGAGUCACCUUGUGUCUAAUCAGUAUUUCACCUCCUCAACACCUCCAUCAACUCUCCCCUUCGUCAGAAACCAGCAGCAGAAUUUGACUGUGUAGCUUUCCGAGUCUACACGAUCAUAUUGAGCCCGUGAAAUAACCAGAUAAUCGACAGCAUUGUAAUUACGUUUCCAUGCCAGGGAGUUCUACAAAACCUGCCUGAGAAGGGUCAGAUGGUUGGCGUUUGAGAGCAUCUUAGGAGUAGGAAGUACAGAAGAGUAGGAACUUUCCUUAUCUACAGAAGGGUAGGAACUUGAGAAUAAGGAGGGUCUGCCCGUGGUCGGAUCUGGGAAUUUAUGAGAAAGCCCCUCCAUGCACUGGCUGUCCUCUCGGAUUCAAGUCAUCAACUUGUCACAUUUUGAAGAGGUACUUCCUGAAGUCCUUCGGCUGCUCCAGGAAUACAUCAAAGGGAUCUGUGAGCCUGAACUAGAAGAGAAAGAAUGUUACCCCAAGGCCAUGCACUGCAUUUUCGUUGGGGCACAGAGUCUGUUUCUGAAGAGCUUGAUUCAGGACACUUGUGCUGACCUCUGCAUUCUAGACACUGGCCUUCUUGGCAUCAGAGGAAGUGCUGAGGCUGUGGUCAUGGCUAGGAGCCAUAUUCAGCAGUUUGUAAAGCUCUUUGAGAGUAAUGAGAUGCUGCCCAGCAGUCAGAAAGAGUCAGAAGUAAAACGGGAGUUCAAACAAUUUGUUGAAGCCCAUGCAGACAAUUAUACAAUGGAUUUGUUGAUUUUGCCCACUUCCUUGAAGAAGGAACUUUUGGCUCUUACACAAGGUGAAGAGAAUCUGUUUGAAACAGGAAGUAAUAAUGAUGUUAUUGAAAUUGAAGAUGCUCAGCCAUCAGAAUUUCCACAGAAUGCUGCCACAGGACUGAAUGUUGCUAGAGAUGAAAUUGCUUUACAGGAUGAGGCAAGGAACAAAGCGGGGACCCCUGUUUCUGAGCUUACGAAGCAGAUGGACACAGUCUUUUCUCCUUCGCCAGAUGUGCUUUCUGUUCCGGUAAAUGGUCUAAGUCCAGAUGAAGAGGCGCUUUCGAAAGACAGAGUUUGUCACAAAAGGAGAUCUUCUGACUCGGAGGAAAGGCAUACCAAGAAGCAGUUCUCUUUGGAGAACCUUCCAGAAGAAGAGCUUUUACAUGAUGGUAAGGCAUCCACUGGAAAUGAAAUCAUUGACCUAUCUGAGGCUUCUACCAAUUCUUCCAGUCUAAGCCCAGAUGGAAAAGACACUACAGAGGAAAUGGAAUAUAACAUCCUUGUAAACUUUUUUAAAACCAUGGGCUAUUCCCAAGAAAUUGUUGAAAAGGUCAUUAGGGAGUAUGGGCCUUCCACAGAACCAUUAUUGCUGUUAGAGGAAAUUGAAAAAGAAAAUAAAAGGCUCCAAGAAAACAGAGAAGUUUUACCUGUCUCUACGUAUCCAGGUGACAAUCAGACCAAAAGUAAAGGUGUUGGUAGCAGCAUGAAUGAGCUUACAACAGAUUGUAUUCCAAAGAAAACUCAGAGUCACACACAGCAAAGUAUGGUGGAAACAUUUUCUCAGUUACCAAUCAAAGACUCUAAACCAUGUACCUCAAAUUGCAAAAUUAGUACUUUCAGAACAGGACCCGUAGAACAGAAACAUGAAACCUGGGGUACAAACCAGAGCUACAGUUCUCCUAGAGACCUUGAGACUGAUGGCCUCUCGCCUUCUGUUGCCUCCUCAAGUCCUAAAGAAGUCAGUUUUGUUUCCAGGGGAGCUCUAAGCCACCAGCAGAAAAUUCCAGUUUUUCCUGAAAAUGGUUAUCAACAUCAAGCAGAACCCUUGCUUCCAAACAUGAAACCUGCCUGUGAAAAUCGUUCGGGAUGUUGUAGCUCUCCUCAGGCUAAGCCAAGUCAUCCACCUCUUUGUCCCCCAUUGCCACUGCCCCAGCUGUUACCUUCAGUCACUGAUACACAGUUGGCGGGAUCUUCUGAUUGCAUUGACUCCUCAGUUACAGGGGUUCAAAGGUUUCGAGAUACUCUAAAAAUACCCUACAAGCUGGAGUUAAAAAAUGAACCAGGGAGAACAGAUCUGAAGCAUAUUGUUAUAGAUGGAAGCAAUGUAGCAAUCAGCCAUGGUCUGAAAAAGUUCUUUUCUUGUCGUGGAAUUGCAAUUGCAGUUGAAUAUUUCUGGAAACUUGGCAACAGAAACAUCACUGUAUUUGUCCCGCAGUGGAGAACAAGGCGGGACCCUAAUGUCACAGAACAACACUUCCUAACCCAGCUCCAGGAGCUUGGAAUAUUAUCUUUAACUCCUGCCCGGAUGGUCUUUGGAGAAAGAAUUGCUUCUCAUGAUGACAGGUUUCUCCUACACUUAGCAGAUAAGACGGGUGGAAUCAUUGUGACAAAUGAUAACUUCAGAGAAUUUGUGACCGAGUCAGUCUCUUGGCGAGAAAUUAUUACAAAAAGGUUGCUUCAGUAUACAUUCGUGGGGGACAUAUUUAUGGUUCCUGAUGACCCACUGGGAAGAAGUGGACCUCGGUUAGAAGACUUUCUUCGAAAGGAUGUCUUUCUCAGAGACAUGCAGCCGCUGCUCAAUUCCUUGCCGAACAUGGGCACGUUUGACCCUGGUUUCCGGGGCUCCAGCACCCAGGCAGCCAGCACUGGCCACCAGCCUCCACCCCGGAUCCAGGGAGCCUCUCCAAGCCCCUGGCUUCCUCAGCAGCCCCACUUCACACCCCUAACCACCCUUCCCAGUAUGCAGCAGAACCUGCCCAUGCCGACACAGAGAUCUUCUGCAGAAACCAGUGAGCUGAGGGAGGCACUGCUCAAGAUCUUCCCUGACUCUGACCAAAAACUGAAGAUCGACCAGAUCCUGGUGGCCCAUCCGUACAUGAAAGACCUGAAUGCCCUCUCUGCCCUGGUGUUGGACUGAAGUCUGUGCUGAGAGCCAGCUGAGGACAGGAGCUGCCGCCGGGCCAUGGGAAGUGCCAUAACGUGAAGAAACCUCUUUCCCGAGUGAACAUUGCUGUGCUGUAUAGGAGAAAGAAGGAAGAAAGAUGUUUUGAGUAUACAAAAAUCUGGGUUUUCAAAAACAGCUUUUUUCUAUAUAUAAAUUUAUGCUGCUAUUACAGAUUUAACAUUUUCUAUAAAAGGAAAAGUACAUUUUCUGCUUGUUCAGAACUGUUUAAUAGCAGUCACUCUUGAGUGUAUUUACAUUUUUAUGUUUUUUAAACUAUUUUCCAUAAAGCUGAAGAUAUUGACAAAUGAAUAUGGUUAGCCUUUCUAAAUAAAAAUUUAAAAAAAAAAGAAUUGCUUUCUUAAGGAAAGCAAGACCUCUUAAAGUAUAUUUUCUUGAGGUGAAUCUGUCCUGUCCACAACAUGUCCCCCUCUGCCUUGGCACCCCCAGUGAGGUCUUAUCAGGUCAUUUGUGAGAGUGGACAGGUAGAGCCACUAGAUGGCACUUGGUGCCCUCCAUCAUCAGUGACCGAGGCAAAGUGAGACUCAGAAGAGCAGAAGUUAGAGUUCAUGUGGUCCCACCCUUCUUCCCCUCCCACUGGACAGAAGAGGGAACUGAGGCCCAGCCUGCUCUCUGGCCAAGCCAAUGGCUACUACUGUGGAAUAGCCCGGCAGGGCCAGACAUCUGGUUUAGCAUUGUGAUGUGCUUACCAGCGGGGCCUUCAUGCACCUGACCUGACUGGACAGCCUCACAAGGGGAGGCAGGGUGCCAGGAGUUUGAUGAGGACCCCAUCAUUUUAGCCAGCCUGUGUCCACAACCCACAAGUGUGGGAGAUGCCUCCAUGUGGAGUUUGUACAGCUUUGCCAAAAAGUUUUCUAUUCUCAAGGACGACCCAAGCCAGUAAAUAGCAUUAGUAGCUUCUGUAGGGGUCUUGUUUCCCCUUUUUGUCUCUAAAGCAGUUGAGUGGUUCUCAGAACCAAUUAUCUUAGCAUCAUCUCUUCUCAAUGUAUUUCCAAUUCUGUGUCCGUGAAACUAUUUUCUUGGUAAUCUUAGCAUCUUGACUCUCAUCUGGGCCUUCAAAGGGCUUUGUAUUUUCUGCCUAUGCUGUCCCCAGGCCCUCAUGGUCAGUUCCACAUCUGCCCUGUGGAUCGUGUCUUUGUCCAGCUCCCACACAGAGUGGCUGAGGACUUGGUGCUAGUUUGUUCUCUGUGGCACAGGGACUGUGUGGCUCCCAGAAUGUUCUCCCCUAUGUGUGUAUCCUCUUGGUUUUGUUUGAUCCUGUAUCCCUCAGGAGACGAAUCAGGAGCCCUCCAGGUAGCCAUGCUUGUGCUCCAGUCAUGAGUACAUGGAUUCCUGGAUUCUUCGGUGAUGCAUCCUGAUCUGUCUGAACUGUGUGUCAUCUGUCACUUUGGGCUUUCAAACUUGCUGGCUGUGACAGUAGAGAUGGAAGACUUGAGUCAAGCCCCAGGAGUUGACUCAAUUACAGCCCCCACCCAUGACCCAGCUUUGGAGAUGGGUGUUUCCUAAGCACAGCAGAGGUGUAAGGAUGGGGCUGCCUCACACCCUCCCGGCCCACUCGGUACAGUAGCAGACCAGUACAUCUCUAGUACAUCUCUCAAGUUAGAGGAGAGCCAGGAGAUGCUCAGCAGUACCUCCAGUGAUACUGGGUAGAACACAGGUUUUUAGACUCUAGAGUCAGCCUGACCUUUGAGUUGUAUGCGCCUGUAUUCUUAGUAUUGUCUCUGAGUGAUAACCUGUCCACUCCCUUUUCUCCAGAGGAGAAGGAAGAGAAGAUAGGAAGAAACAAUAGGAAGAGAGGUACUGGUUACUUUGUCAAUUAUAGUAUGAAACAUACUUUAGAUGCUUUGUGAAAUCUAUCACAUUUAGUUAAGUAUAGCAUUUAAAGCUCCAGUUAGCAAACCAAGAAGCUCCACUGACUCACCCCAGGCUCUGUUGCUGCUAGAAGUUUGUAGAUGCUGGACCUGAAUCCUUCAGUGCCUCCACUUGAACCUUGUGGGUGUCCUGUAAUUCCUCCUGGCUUCAGUGUGAUGUGCCUCUGGCUCCUAUGUAUCCUGACAUCUGGGCCAGGUAGCUGGCAGGACUGAGGGUGGCGCUCUGAGUAGCUGAGGUGAUUGAUGCUCACUGAGGUUACUCAGCUGGAAGGCUAAGUUGCUGGUGAUAGAUUCCCGCCUGCUCUGCUGUCUGAGCCCCAAGCUGCCAUCUCUGGGAGUAAAAGGCUUGUCUCAUCUGUCAUGUAGCCUGUGUUUGAGACCUUGGAAGACACUAGAACAAUGACAGGCAAGUAGUGGCAGCAUGAGCAGCAGGCUUAGCUGUAUUACCAGGACUGGCGUGUGAAGUGGAAUGGAAUUGAACUUAUAUAAGCUUGUGGGCAUGCAAGGCAUGAGAGAGGACUCCAGCUCCCUCCCUGUCACUACCAAGUACCCAGCUUCUUCCUCUGGCAGGGGCAGCUGCUGCAACCCUGGCCCACUGCACCAGGCUCACCCAAGUUCCAGCCUGCCUCCCACACCUCAAAGCUAUGGCUUUCCUUUGGAUUCUCUUCCCACCUCCACCUCUCCCGGAGCUGCCCAUCCUCAGCAUCUUGAGCCAUCCCCUCUUACGUCCUAACUGGGUCCAUCAGCUGGGCUGUUCACUUGCAUUAUCUACCUCCCUGUUGUCCCCCAAGUGUCUCUAAACCUUUACAUUAAACCAAACAACCUGGAUUCUGUUGCUGAUAUCCUCCAACUCCCCACUUUUCCCUCAUGCUUCCCCAGUUUGCACACUUGGCUUCCCCCCGCCAUGUGGGAAUAGUCUGGGAAGCUACUGAGUGCCACCUGCUUACAGGUGCCACCCAUUGCAGCUGCCACACGCACACAUCGCCUUAUCCCCCUCAUUUUCCUUCUAGAUAGUCUUCAUUUCUUUCUUCUCCCUGAAGGCCGAUCCUUAAUAUACUCUUUGCCAACAGAUAGUUCUCAAACUGGGUCAACCUUGGGACUCAUGCUGGAAAGACGGCCCUCCCUAAAAUGUGGGUUACCAGGCACUGCCCUGAGGUAUGCCCUGGAGGGGAGCCGAAAGGCCUGUGGUGGCUCCCACAAGGUGAUCUGGAACCACAUUUUGAGAUGCACUCUAUAGAAGCCAUUCCUUUCUGACUUCUCAUCUCCAGUGUCCUAAUGCCCAACCCUAUGGGGUCCUGACUCCUAAAACCUCAGCCUGCAUUCUGUCCUCUCCCACCCAUCCCCAGGAUGUUCCCUGCACCUACAUGGCCCACCAUUGUUUUCCAUAGCCCUCCAAGGCAUUGGUCACUCAGUGCUAGGCCACCCUACAGCUCUCUCCUCUCCCAGACCCCACAGGGCUCCUUCUUGAAAGGCCUGUUUGGGCCACCCUUCUGUGGCUGUGACUAGAGCAUCAAGUUCAGACCCUCUGAGCCUAGUGUCCAUGACUGUCACCCCAUAGCCAUACUUGAUCAUCCACUUUAUGUCCCCUGCCGUGAUGCUCACUCUAGCUAACAGAUCUGGGCUCCUGUUCUUGCUUUAUCUUCUCUGUUAGAAAUGCUCUUCUCUAGAUGACCUCCUUCCUCAGAGGCCCGGCCCCAGGUCCUCUUUGUGUCCACGCCCAGUGCUCUAAACAGAAGCAGCCCUGUGGUACUCUGUGACCCCACAGCACUUGGUAUCUAGCUUCUGGCCCUUACCACUCUGGUGUAGCCGCAGCCGAUUGUGUUCUGUGUCUCGCCUCCCUCUAGACUGUGAGCUCCUCGCGGGCAGGGACCAUCCGUUCACUCUGUAUCUCCUGUGGCACCUAGUACAGUGCCUUGCACUUGGUAGGUGCUUAAUAAAUGUCUGCUCAAGUGAA
This is a messenger RNA of Nannospalax galili (Upper Galilee mountains blind mole rat), 7320 nucleotides long. It is a transcript of the gene N4bp1, whose product is annotated as NEDD4 binding protein 1. Gene Ontology annotation, cellular component: nucleus; PML body. The transcript is spliced from 7 exons. The record is from RefSeq and is a predicted model, not a curated record. Bases 877 to 3450 code for a protein of 857 amino acids. Lineage: Eukaryota; Metazoa; Chordata; Mammalia; Rodentia; Spalacidae. Gene Ontology annotation, molecular function: RNA binding. Gene Ontology annotation, biological process: negative regulation of protein ubiquitination; negative regulation of proteasomal ubiquitin-dependent protein catabolic process.